UUAUAAAUUAAAAAAAGGAAAAAUAACCCAUAAAACCUGUUGGCUUCCACUUUCAGACAGAGCUCCAAAUCCCAUAUUUCCCCUUUUGCCAUACCUAACAAGCAGAAGGUACAGAGGUUUUCUUGUGCGUUAUCGAGUCGAUAUAAAACCUUCACAAAGUAUGGGGAACAGUGAAUCAUCACCCGACGAAACGUACGGUAACUUUUCGCAUCAAGAGGCUACACCGUACGAGGGACACUCGAUUAGUACUAGCGCCCGACCGGAAUCUCCGGAACAUUCUAGAAGGUCGCUACACGCUAAUCAUCAGCAUCAUCAUAAUCAGACCGGAAGUUCGACAAACACGAACUAUCGAAAGAAAAAACACCCUGCACACAUUGCCGACAACUUCAACUCUUUGGACCAGGUAAUCAAUGCAUUGAGAGAAGCAGGCCUGGAAUCGUCGAACUUAAUCCUCGGAAUUGAUUUCACAAAGAGCAACGAAUGGACAGGGAAGCAUUCUUUCAAUAGGAGAAGCCUCCACGCAAUCGGGAGAACACCUAAUCCGUACGAGCAAGCCAUUAAUAUCAUCGGGCGAACUCUGUCUCCAUUUGAUGAGGAUAAUUUGAUACCUUGUUUCGGAUUUGGCGAUUCAACAACACACGAUCAGCGUGUAUUCAGCUUUUAUCCCGAUCAUCGACCUUGUAAUGGAUUUGAGGAAGCUCUUGCCCGAUAUAAAAUAAUUCUUCCGCAUUUGAAUUUAUCAGGGCCAACGUCUUUUGCACCGGUGAUCGACGCUGCAGUUGAUAUAGUCGAAAAGAGCGAUUUUCAGUACCACGUCCUCGUCAUAAUCGCAGAUGGGCAGGUAACUAGAAGCCCUGAUACAGCACCUGGAAGGUUAAGUCCUCAAGAGCAAGCAACAAUGAAUUCUAUAGUUGCUGCAAGCGAAUAUCCUCUCUCGAUAAUUCUCGUUGGAGUUGGGGAUGGACCGUGGGAUGCCAUGCAAGAGUUUGACGAUAACAUUCCUCAACGAGCAUUCGACAAUUUCCAGUUUGUCAACUUCACGAAAAUAAUGUCGGAGCAAAAAGAUGCAGCUAAAAAGGAAUCGUCUUUUGCACUAGCUGCUCUAAUGGAAAUCCCACUUCAGUACAGAGCAACAUUAACACUGCAAUAUAAAGAAAAAUACGGUUCGGAGCCUGGUAGAAAACCUUUUCCUCCUCCUAGUGGAGUAAUCGAGCACGAUAAUGCAAUGAAGGCGCUCCCACAUUUGAAAAGCUUCGAACCAGCUGAAUCUGGAUCGUCAGCUGAGCAAGUAUGCCCGAUUUGCUUGACGAAUCCAAAGGACAUGGCUUUCGGAUGCGGUCAUCUGACAUGCAAAGAUUGCGGAGUGUCCCUAUCGUUAUGCCCCUUGUGCAGGCAACCUAUUACUACUCGACUACGGCUUUAUGGUUGAGAACAUGUCGAGAUUUACAGUUGAUCGAUGCAUUUAAGGAUACAUUUUACUUAGUCUCGCGUCGAAAUUUAUAGUAGUGCUUGUGAAAAUACUGCUGUAUAUUUAACCAACUCAUACAUUCUUGAAAUUCAUCCUUGUAAUAUAUUACACUCACUUUGUUGGAUUAGAUUUUUUUUUUUUUUU
Messenger RNA from Erythranthe guttata (spotted monkey flower), 1612 nucleotides. It is a transcript of the gene RGLG3, whose product is annotated as Copine (Calcium-dependent phospholipid-binding protein) family. The record is from RefSeq and is a predicted model, not a curated record. Gene Ontology annotation, biological process: protein ubiquitination. Gene Ontology annotation, cellular component: nucleus. Lineage: Eukaryota; Viridiplantae; Streptophyta; Magnoliopsida; Lamiales; Phrymaceae. Gene Ontology annotation, molecular function: ubiquitin-protein transferase activity.